UUUUAUGCACACAUACAUUGACAGCACAAGCGUUGGCCUGGCACGUAGAAAAGAGUUGACUUUUUGCUUUACAUUGACGACAGAAAUUGCGUUUAAAAAAAGGAACCAAAGAUGACAGCAUUGCAGAUCGAUCAGCACCUAAAUGUGGAGAUUCUCAAGCGUGAUUUGGAGCCUUGGAAGGGGGCCAUAGUGAGUGCAUAUCGUGUGCUCACGUGGGAGAAAAAUUACUAUUGCGUGCUGGUAUUUGGCGGCAUAAGCGUCAUAUAUUUUAUGUUGUGGUACUUGGCUCUAUCGGUCAUAACAAUGAUAUCUCUGCUCGCAUGGCUGAUUAUCAUCAUUGACUAUUUGUUGCCCACGAUUUCACGCCUGCUUUUGAGUAGCGUCAUUUGGGACGAAGACCACGAGGCCAAAUAUGAGAGUGUUUGCGGGCAGAUCUACAGCAUCAAGACAAUUUGGAACGCAAUGGAUAAGUAUCUGUUUAUGGAGCGCAAGUCGGCAAUGCUCGUCAUCAUGAUGAGUUCGCUGCUGCUCGGCUUCGCUUGGAUGGGAGCAGUCGUUGACAAUCUGCUGUUGAUGUACUUGGCCACGCUUCUCACUGCCACAUGGGCUGGUAUGCAGGAUAAUUACGUCCUCAAGAGCAUCACGCAGGCAAUUUUAUUCGGCAAAAUGAAUUAGCAGUAGCGAGCUGAACUCGACACAACAACCAUAAAAUCAAAUCAUCCAACAAAACAAACAAACUUGCCAACAAUUAAACUCCAAAUUAAUUUCAGACUUGCUGCUGGACUGCUGUGCCCCCUGCUACAGUCGAAGGAUUCGAGAAUCUGCUCAAGUGCAACUGCAGAAAUUCUGCAUAAUUGUUCCCGAGUCUGUCAAGCAAAUCAUUUCUGGUGCAUCAACAAAAAACAAUAGUCAAACAAAAACCUCUGAAGAAGUUACUUAAUCAAUACUAAUUACUAAUUACAAACAUGCUCCGCUCCGAUCCAUUUAAUUAAAAUAACUUAAAAACCCAAUAAAACGCAUGUCCAUAACAUUCCACAAAUUAAGUUUGUGUAUAAAAAUUAUGACGAGCAUCUAAUUUACAGAAUGGCUCUUAUUUUGGAGUGCAUAUAAAUAAUUACAUAUAUCUAUUACGUAUCUCUGCCAUGUAUAGAAAAUAGUUAGAAUGCUCUUUGGAUUUCAAUCCCUUUAUUUAUGUUUAUCAGUGUUAAAUCACAUCUGUGAACUAGGUGCAUUAGAAAGCAUUAUUCUAUAGUUAAAUUCCAUCAGCAAGGAAUAUAAAUAAUUCCUUGAGUUUUUUAAAUUUUUUUUUGUAUUGAAUAGCCGUUGAAGUAUAAUUUGCUCAGGUACGGCUACCUGCUACACACAGGCAUACAACUAAUUAGUGCUAAUCCACCGCAGAAGAGGUUACGCGGUAGCAAAAUGCCUUUAUGUUUGGUCAAGUUAAUCCAGAGUCAGGUACCGCCUUCAACUGAUCCCCCGCAGAUGUGGCAUAACGGCAGUCAAGUACGUUUGGUCAGAGCAAGGGUCUGCUGUUAGGGUUCUAUUCGGGGUAAGACAUGUGUUCAAUCGAAAUUCCUAAGAUGGUAAAUGUUUGGGUAGGUCAAGCUACUGUAAAGCAAGCGACCGUUGUAUUUCUGGCCUCAAAAACGUUACACAAAUCCACCGCAGAU
Messenger RNA from Drosophila obscura, 1670 nucleotides. Its product is annotated as ADP-ribosylation factor-like protein 6-interacting protein 1. NCBI's taxonomy places the organism in Eukaryota, Metazoa, Arthropoda, Insecta, Diptera, Drosophilidae. The record is from RefSeq and is a predicted model, not a curated record. The transcript has 2 exons. The coding region runs from base 112 to 675 and encodes 187 amino acids.